Ricinus communis (castor bean) is the source of this 1437-nucleotide messenger RNA. RefSeq lists its product as uncharacterized. The transcript is spliced from 5 exons. NCBI's taxonomy places the organism in Eukaryota, Viridiplantae, Streptophyta, Magnoliopsida, Malpighiales, Euphorbiaceae. The record is from RefSeq and is a predicted model, not a curated record. Bases 202 to 1122 code for a protein of 306 amino acids.
AAAGGAAAAUACUUCGAUAAAUCCUAUUUCUAGAAAUAAUUGUCUUUAUGUCCAAUAGUAUUUCUUGUCCGUACAGCCAUGCUCAUCGUCUAAUGAUCUGGAAACAGAGCAAGAAAAAAGAAAAAAGAAAAAGAAAAAGGAAAACAAACAAGCGGAACAGGGAGAAAGUAGAAGAAUUUUUAAGAGAAAAAAUAAAAGUUAAUGCAUCUGAAAAGGGCAUUAUGGAGCUCCAGAUUCAAGGAAAACUCACCGGAAGAAGAAGAAUCAUCAGCAGAUCCACCGCCCCAGCAACCGUCGUCAACGGCGGUGGAUGAGUUAGUUAACUCGUUAAACAAACAAAGAUUAUACAGAGAAGUAACUCUCGCCCUCCGCACUGGUCUCAAAGAUGCUAGCGCCGAAUUCUCUUUCCUUCGACUCCGUGGCCUCCGCUCUCUUCUUAACUUUCUCCGAUCUGUUGCUCAGUCCGACUCAAGAAUCAACCUCUUUUGUCAAACUCAGUCCAUACCUGAACUCCAAGUGGUUCCAGUUUUGUUUGAACAUUGCUUAAAAGAAGGAGAGGAUGACAGAGUGGAGAGUUUGGAUGUUAUAUUUGGGGUAGAGCCUCUGAAGAUUACUAGUCCUUCAACUGGUGCUGAAAUUGCGCUUGCUCUUCGUGUUCUUGAAGGUUGUUGUCUUCUUCAUAGCGAAAGCACCAUUUUGGCGCAUCAACAUAAGGCUAUUGAGGUUUUGUUGCAUAUAUUAUCAAGUAGAGGUGCGGCGGAGCAAGGUGCUUGUUUAGAUGCUCUAAUUUCAAUAAUGAUGGAUUCAUCGUCCAAUCAAAUGGAUUUUGAGGUUUGUAAUGGUAUUGAGGAAGUGGCGGUGCUCAUUAGGGACAAGCAAGUGGAUGAAAAUCUCAGGUUGAAAUGUGGGGAAUUCUUGCUGCUAUUCAUUGGCCAUGUUAAUAGAAGGGAAGGACCUCCAUUGUAUACUAUACAUGAAGACAUAAGGCGACUUCUUGGUGAGACAUCGGCAUCCUUGAUAUGGGCAGCCAGUCAAUUUGGCUCAACCCUUGACCCUGAGCAGAGAAUGACUGCACUACAUAUACAAGCUCGCAGGGUACUUGAGUCACUCGACUUGUACUAAUUUAAGUAUAUGAAUGUUCUUCUGAAACUUGUUAGCUUUGUUUAGCAAUUUGCAAGGUUGUGCCUAUUUCUACAACCGAUAUUUGCUAAUGCCAAAAUCUCAUAAAUAUUCUUAACUUACAAGUUGCAUAAAGUGCUUAUGUAUUAACUAAUGUAGAGGCAGGAGAGGAAGGGCGAAAAUAUAUGCAGCCUGAAUUGCUCUCUUAGUUCCUCUUAACUCUCUUUCUUUUUUUGGUAGCCUUAGCACUUCAUAUGUUGUUGCUCUUUCUCCAAGUUUAAGCUAAAUAGAACAAUAUCUUGCAAUGAUCAGAUGCAA